Messenger RNA from Letharia lupina, 426 nucleotides. RefSeq lists its product as uncharacterized. The transcript has 2 exons. NCBI's taxonomy places the organism in Eukaryota, Fungi, Ascomycota, Lecanoromycetes, Lecanorales, Parmeliaceae. The record is from RefSeq and is a predicted model, not a curated record. Bases 1 to 426 code for a protein of 141 amino acids. Gene Ontology annotation, molecular function: iron ion binding; heme binding; monooxygenase activity.
AUGGCGUUGCAUCCAGGCCCUACCGAAGUAUUACGCAAGGACUUGCAGACUUUGGACUCUCUGCACGACGUCAACGCGCUCCUGUCGCUACCUUCCAUGAACGGCUUCAUCAACGAGACCCUCCGUCUUUACCCUACCACGCCGACCGGCGGCUACAGGGUCACGCCGCCUGAAGGUCUUCACGUCGCCGGGCGAUACAUUCCCGGCGGUACGACGGUCGUGGCGCCCGCUUACAAUAUCGGCAGACGCAAGAAAUUAGCGUUGGCCGAGUUGAGUAUCGUGGUUGCGUUGAUGGUGUCGAAGUAUCACAUCCGAUUUCCUCCAGGCGAGGACGGAUCGAGGGUGGUCAGGGAUAUGAGGGACUGUUUCACGGCGAAGCCGGGGCAGCUGAACCUCGUGUUUGACGCGGUGGAUGACCGGUGCUAG